Megalops cyprinoides (Indo-Pacific tarpon) is the source of this 1252-nucleotide messenger RNA. RefSeq names its product homeobox A9a (gene hoxa9a). NCBI's taxonomy places the organism in Eukaryota, Metazoa, Chordata, Actinopteri, Elopiformes, Megalopidae. Gene Ontology annotation, molecular function: RNA polymerase II cis-regulatory region sequence-specific DNA binding; DNA-binding transcription factor activity, RNA polymerase II-specific. Gene Ontology annotation, cellular component: nucleus. Bases 100 to 822 code for a protein of 240 amino acids. The record is from RefSeq and is a predicted model, not a curated record. Gene Ontology annotation, biological process: regulation of transcription by RNA polymerase II; embryonic skeletal system morphogenesis; DNA-templated transcription. The transcript has 2 exons.
UUGAUUUCUACAGAUUGUUAUUUUGUGACCAUAGUACAGUGCGUGCGUGCGCGUGUUUGUGUGUCUGUGUGUGUGCGUGUAUGCGACGGUGUAUUUACCAUGUCGACGCCAGGAACACUGAGUAGUUACUACGCAGACUCCCUCGUCCUCACCGAGACCGAGUACCGAGGACCCAGAUACCCCGCGGGUCCCGGACAGCAGAGAGCGCGGCCGCCCGCGCUCCAUGACCACGCCGAGCUCGGGCCCUGUUCUUUCCAGACCAAACCGUCUAUAUUCGGCCCGUCCUGGAGCUCUGUGCCGACUCAGGCUCCAAGCGGCGUGCCCUCCGUGUACCAGCAGUACGCGCACCCCCAGGGUCCAGAGGGGGACUCGGAUGCGCCUUACAUGCAGUCUUGGUUGCUGGAGCCAUUCUCCGGAUCUUUGCCUCUAACUGGAUUACCGUCGAACCAGCACUACGCCAUCAAACCCGAGACCCCGAACGGAGCAGCUGACAGCACGACACUCUCACCCGUGGACAAGAACACGCUGCCCGACCAGUCCCCACUCGCACACACAAACGAGGAGAAAACAGACACGGAUCCAAAUAAUCCGGUGUCCAACUGGCUGCACGCGAGGUCCACGAGAAAAAAGCGCUGUCCGUAUUCUAAGCAUCAAAUCCUCGAGCUGGAAAAAGAGUUUCUGUUUAAUAUGUACCUGACGAGAGAGCGCAGAUACGAGGUGGCGAGACUUCUUAAUCUCACUGAACGACAAGUCAAAAUCUGGUUUCAGAACCGCAGAAUGAAGAUGAAAAAAUCCAACAAAGAUGGACCGAAAGAUGAUUGAAUAUCACGAAAUGAGAAAAUAAUAAUAAUAACAAAUCCGCACUGGAUUAUUUUUCAUGUUUCCUGAUAUUAAUUUCCGUUCACCUCUGUAUUCUUUUUUGAGACUGUAUCACCUGUUUCAGAAAUACGAGAGAAACCGCAAUAUGACCGCAUGUUCAUGUCUGUUCGUCGAUCUAAGAUCCUUCGUCCUCAUAUGAAGCUACCUUGUGUUGCACAAAUUCAGUUUGUACCAAAAACAGUGUUCGUUUUGUGGAGCUGAAAGGACGCGGCCUUGUUCUUCCGCCGUACUUGAGAAUCUUGUAUCUGUAGGCUUUGUGCUAGCUUAUGACUGGACUUCGUCUAUUAGAAAUGUGUUAAUUUUGUUCUGUAGUUUAUAUGUACCUCAGGUUCGUUUGUUAUGUGAUAGUGUUAACUCUAAUUAAUGGACACCA